This is a messenger RNA of Anolis sagrei ordinatus, 1467 nucleotides long. The record is from RefSeq and is a predicted model, not a curated record. Lineage: Eukaryota; Metazoa; Chordata; Lepidosauria; Squamata; Anolidae.
AUGGAGACCCUGAUGGGACAGGUAGAGGCUUCGGCGUGGCUCCAGCAAGUCUUCCAGCUCCUGGGCAACUAUUUGGUGUCCGAACGGGAAGCAGAGCGCCUUUUGGCCCUGCAGCUCGGCACGCGUUUGCUGAGGACCCGGCGGCAGAAGACGGGGCCCUUCCCAGAGGCCCAGUGGGGCCCUUUUGGCCUCUUUGUCGGGGCCUUGGCCCCAUUGACCUUUGACACCCGGGGCCCGGUCCGGCGAGAGGCAGCCAGUUGCAUUGGACUCCUGCUUAGCCUCCAAGGCAUCGUUGUGCCUCGGAAGCUCAACGGGGAGGAAUGGCACAUGCGCUGCAUCCGCCAGGAUCUCUUCUGCGAAGACACCAAGAAGGGGGAAACCGCCUCCUGCCAACUGGCCAAGGUGGUCAGCUGGGUCUUGCCUGCAGACGAGGUCUUGCCCUUCCUGUGCUCCUUGGUCAAUCAAAUGGGGGCGGUCAGCCCCGACUGCGACCGGGCCGCCCUUCUGUGGUUCGAGGUGGCCGUCCAGCACUGGAGGAUGGAGCCGGGCGAUGAGUCCAGGCAGGUGGGCUCCCUGGUGGGCUGCCUCUGCUCCCGGCUGGAGAUCUCAGAGGGACCCGAUCCGUUGCACUGCUUGACCAGCGGGCUGUGCGUCCUGGCGGAGCGGCACCCCAACGCCACCUGCCUCUCCCUCUUGCAGCGCAAGGUGCUCCCCAGGAGGAAGGAAAUUUGGAUGGCGCUCACCACCUGUAAGGCCCUCUCGACCUCGAUCUUGGAGUUAGUGUUGAACUGGAUGGAACCAUGGCUUGUGGGGCCAAGCGGCUUGGUGAAUCUGCCGCCUACGGGACUUCAGGCUCUUCGGGAUGUGAUCUUAGCCCUGAAAGGCUGCGCUGAACUGAUCCCGCUCCUCUCGGACCUUUGCUAUAGACUUCUGUGCCAACUCAGCCAGGAAAUUCCUGCCUCGUGUCCGGAUCUCAGCGGGUUGGUGAUUGAGUUGAUCCAAACCAUCGUCCGCAAAGCUUGUCCUGAGGCUGCGGCAGAGAUGGACACGGGGGAUGUUUGGACUCUGCUGAAGGAACCCAGUCGCAUCCAUGAAAGCAUCGUCCUUCUGGGCAGAGCCUUCUCAACAUGCUCAGAGGACCUCUUCCUGGAUGGGCUACUACAGCGUUUCCUCCCUCCUCUAAACAAGCCCAGUGGGAUCUUCAGAGACCUCAGCUUGGCCUUCUGUGUUGAGCUCACAGAGCACCUGAUGGUGCAUAAGCCGGAAGUGCGGACGCCACUCCUGCAAAGUUGGCUGCACGAAGCCAAGGAAGGAGAGCCUAUGCCACGUGCCAUGGCCAUUCGAGGGCUGCGGAACACGGCAAAUGCAAUGGCGACAUCAAAGGUAGGGAGCAUAUCACAGCAGGAAGAAUUAAAGGGAAACACCGAGAAUUUUCUAGAGUCCUUGUUCGGGCGCCAAAAAUGUUGA